AUGUCUAUUUUACAAAAUAUUGCAAUUCUAGAUCCUUUAAAACAAAAGUUAUAUCUAGCCCAUAUUUUCUUGACAAUUCUCUUUUCACCAUUGAUCAUAGCAGCAAUAUGUUCGAAUUGGUAUACCAUAGGAACACCUGAUUCCGAUCUAUAUUUUGGAUUAUUUAGUUAUACAAUUAAUAACUAUGAUAAUCCAGCGAGUUCAAGCAGCGGAGAUGAUCAAACCGGUAUUAAAUACAGUGGACUGAGUAUUAGACAUACAUUUGGUGCAGUGGCAGCAUUUGAGAUUCUCUCUAUCAUUCCACUGUUGAUGAUCUACUACGGACAUUUCAAACUGUUCUACAAGACAAGAAAUACCGAUCGACCAAGAAAGAUGUCGAUGUACUACUCGGUGGUGUUGUUUGCACUGCAAUUCAUUGGAUUCCUCUGUUUCUUUAGUAUCACCAUUCUCGAACAUCUUUAUAAACAAAAGGUAUACCAUGCAAUCAUUGAUAUUACCAAGCUUAUUAAAUCAUUGAUGAGUAAGGUUAGAUUAUGUUGUACUAAAUUAUUCUAG
Heterostelium album PN500 is the source of this 555-nucleotide messenger RNA. RefSeq lists its product as uncharacterized. The coding region runs from base 1 to 555 and encodes 184 amino acids. The record is from RefSeq and is a predicted model, not a curated record. The transcript is spliced from 4 exons. NCBI's taxonomy places the organism in Eukaryota, Evosea, Eumycetozoa, Acytosteliales, Acytosteliaceae.